Messenger RNA from Microbotryum saponariae, 3391 nucleotides. The record is from the annotation of a GenBank genome assembly. NCBI's taxonomy places the organism in Eukaryota, Fungi, Basidiomycota, Microbotryomycetes, Microbotryales, Microbotryaceae.
AUGCAGUCGUUGCACCAACGUCUGGAGGCUGACGCCGCCCAGUCGUCGUCGGCCGUAUUUGUGUACGACACGACGCCCUCGGCCGCGUUCGGCGAGUCGCUGAUUCGCAGCAGCGCCGAUUCCGACUCGACCCCGGCCGAGGUCUACUCGAUGCAGACCCGUGCUGGUGCAGGAUCUUCCCUCGUCGGUUUCGUCGAGUCGAUCGCAUUCACCUCCAAGGGUGCCCAGUUGUCGUCCUCGUCGGCGCAAGCAGAGGCAGACGGCGACGCCACAAUCUCCGAGGCCAGCUCCGUGCCGUCCAAGCGCCAUUCGCGUGCCCGCACCGACUCGCAGAAGAAGGCCAAGACCUCGGUCGACACCUCGGCCGUCUCGCAGGCCGACAAGCCCAUCGUCGUCCUCGGUUCGACAGAUUCGUUCCUUGCCCUCACCCCCUCGUUGUUGUCGCUGCCUCGCGCCGGCGUGCGUCCCGCUUUGACGAUUCACGUCUCGGCGCAGAUUUCGUCGGUUGCGUCGGACGAGCAAGGCGAAGUCUCGCUCACCCAAGUCCCCGCGCUCGGCUCGCUCUUCGAAGCCGUCAAGACGCUCGACCAAGCAGGAUGGACCGGAGCCGUCGUCUUGUCCGAGACCGCCGAGGAAGCUGCUCUUGUUGGCACGACCGUCGCCCACCGCCUCAACUUGGCCGGCCACGACCUCGUCAACGUUUUCGACGGCCUCACCGCCGGCAGGCAGCUCUCGGUCCUCGACUCGGUUUCAGCCUCGGCUGCGGGUGAAUCGGCCAUCUCGUCCAUCUUGACCGCCGCCUCGAUCCCUUACUUUUCGUACUUUGGAUCGGCCAACGCGACCCGGGUGCUCGUCAUCCCCGCCUCGACUUACUCGGCCUCCGUCAAGGCCGCGAUCGCGCAGCUACAGAGCGCCGAGGUCGGCUUGCUCGUCGUUCGCGUCGUCAAGCCCUGGGACGCCAAGCAAUUCCACGCCGCGCUCCCGUCGUCGGUCAAGUCGUUGCACGUCUUUGCCGAGGAACAGGAAGAGCAAUCGAGCGGUCCCUUCUUCGACGACAUUUUGGGCUCGUUGAUCCAGUCGGGCCUCAAGCUCAAGGUCCGCGCCGUUCCCGUCCCUGCUGCGUCGCUGCCGUCCGUCCACGACUGGAUCAGCACCGUCGUCGCGCUUUCGUCGAACCAGCAAGUGCCUGAGCUCAGGUCGCUCCUCCCCGCCGAGGCCAAGCUCGCCGUCUUCUGGGACUUGGAUGCGACGACCGGCCAGACCGAGACCGUGCCCUUGCGCCUCGCCGCGGCUUUCGCCGCUCCUUCGACCGGCAUCGAUGCCAAGCUUGCGAUCGCCUACGACAACUUCCGCCAGGGUGGUAUUCAGCAAGCCUCGCUGUUGCUCGAGCCCCUCGGUAAGGCGACUAAGGACUUCACCAUCGCUGCCGUAGCUGCGACCUCUCCGGCGUCGCUCCUUUUCCUCUCGUCGCCGGCGGCCAUCCUUAAGGCUUACGAGCCCAUCUCCUCGACCUCGGUUGGACGCGACACGCGCAUCGUCAUCUCGGCCAACUGGACCGCCGACGAGGUCGCGACUAAGCUCGCUCACCCGGCCAAGAAGGUGCUCGCGGCCGUUGCCGGCUCCAGCAACCUCUUCGUCAUCGACGCCGACAAAAUCGCGGCCGCGCACUCGAUUCGCUCGGCUGACGUCGCCGAGAUCGUCUUCUGGUCGUUGUACUUGCCCUCGUCCAUCUCAGCCAAGGAGAUCGUCGGUCUGCUCGCGCAGAGCCCCUCGUUCGGCUCGUGGGAGAAGGCCAAGCUCGUCGAAGUCAACGGUGUCGUUCGCAACGCCAUCACCCAGGUCACCGUCGAGAGCUCGUGGGCUGAGGAGCCCAUGGCCGUCGAUGGCGAGGAUGCCGCAUCCGUCUCGCUCCCUACUUCGCUCAUCCCCACCGCGGCUGGACCCAACCCCGAUCGCACGUUCGCCGACCCCGUCGCCGAAAUUGUGGGUAAGCCCAAGGACUCGUGGCACAACGCAGCCCAGCGUCUCCUGUUUCCCGAGUCCUACGAGCUCGAGAGAAAGGUCGAUGAGAAGAUGCGCCCCGACCUCCUCGAGAAAAACUUCCUCAUUACGGUCUACGAGAACCGUCGUUUGACCCCUUCGAACUACGAUCGUUACGUCUUCCAUCUUGAGUUUGACACCGCCGGUACGGGUCUCAAGUACGCGAUCGGUGAGGCGCUUGGUAUUCACGGCUGGAACGACGGCGAGGAGACGCUCGACUUCCUCAAGUGGUACGGUCUCGACCCCGACGCUGUGAUCUCGGUCCCUUCGCGUCUCGACCCCUCGCGCGUUGAGCAGCGCACUGUCUUCCAGGUCUUCCAGCAGAACCUUGACAUAUUUGGCAAGCCCGGCAAGUCCUUCUACGAGACCUUGUCCCGCUACGCAACGAACAAGAACGAGGAGCGCGCUCUGCGCUUCAUCGCCUGCGCCGAUGGUCACGCCACGUUCAAGAAGAUGAGCGAGAUGGACACGGUCACCUACGCUGACUUGCUACGCCAGUUUCCUUCGGCUCGCCCGACUAUCGCCGACCUCGUGCGUGAGAUUGAUCCGAUCCACCCUCGUCACUACUCAAUUUCGAGCUCGCAGAACUUCGUUGGCGAUGCUGUCCACUUGCUCGUGGUCACCGUCGAAUGGAACACGCCUAAGGGUGAGUACUUGCUUUCAUUUUUGUCCCUGUCUGGUGCCAGGCUGGCUUGCUGACGUCCGUAUCUGAUUUGGUGUAUAGGCUCGCAACGCUUCGGCCAGUGCACCCGUUACCUCGCUGGACUCAAGGCCGGUGACCAGGUCAUGGUUUCGAUCAAGCCCUCCGUCAUGAAGCUUCCGGCCCUCGACGAGGCACCCGUGAUCAUGGCGGGUCUCGGAACAGGUGCUGCGCCUUUCCGUGCCUUCAUCCAGGAGCGCGCUUGGCGCAAGGAACAGGGCUACAACGUCGGGCCCAUGCUUUACUACUUUGGCUCGCGUCAUCGCUCCGAGGAAUACCUCUACGGGUACGCGCUUGCUGGACAAUUCUCAGGAAAGCAAGAGUGCUGUAGCUGACUGCCAUCGUCUGACCUACAGUGAGGAGAUUGAAGCCUACCUGCAAGAAGGCAUCGUCACCAAGACCGGCUUGGCCUUCUCUCGUGACACGGCUCAAAAGGUGUACAUCCAACACAAGAUGAACGAGGACGCCGACAUGUUGGCCAAGAUGCUCGAGAACGGUGCCUUCUACCUCUGCGGACCGACCUGGCCCGCCGCCGACGUGUUUGAGGCGCUGUGUUCGGCGUUUAUGAAACAUGGUCGCACGAGGGAGCAAGCUGAGGCUUACAUCGAGGAGCUCAAGGAGAAGGAGGCAUACGUUCUGGAAGUAUACUAG